This is a messenger RNA of Colletotrichum acutatum, 1371 nucleotides long. RefSeq lists its product as uncharacterized. The coding region runs from base 1 to 1371 and encodes 456 amino acids. The transcript has a single exon. The record is from RefSeq and is a predicted model, not a curated record. Lineage: Eukaryota; Fungi; Ascomycota; Sordariomycetes; Glomerellales; Glomerellaceae.
AUGGCCACGCCACGACUCGUACCCACCUUUGAGAUGCCUCUGAUGAAUGAUGUGAAGGCCAGGCUGCUGGAAGCUCUCGAUCGAGGGGACUCCCUCUACACGAUAUCUCUCAUGUUCCCAGACAUUGCCAGAGACGUUUUGUUGUUGACUUGCUCGCAUAACAGCACGGUUGACCAGCUCGAAAACGACUGCAGGCAUGGCAGGAAUUCGUUGAUGCUCCUGCAUGCGAUUCCGCGGAAGCUGCUGAGGUCUCUGAUCCAGGGCACCCUGGCAUUUGACGCUGUGCAUUCACGAGACGCGAGCUGCUACCCGGAAAAGGGACAGGGCAUCUAUGCCAUUGACGUAUACAUUGAAAAUCGAGGAGGCAAGUUUCUCAGUCACGACGAGAUAACUAGCGUCAUUGCCGAAUUGAAGGGUUAUAUCAAGGCAUACCGGAUCAACUCGCGAACCCUGCAGGGUCAUCAGCGUGACAUUGGUGACAGGAUGCUCGUCAAGAAGGCCUAUGCCUUUGAUGAUGCAUUUGGGACCUCGGCGAGCGACAAGACACGGCUGAUUACCAACGCUGCCGACGUGUUUUUGGCCAAUAACUUGGUGAAGGCGCUCCAGCGCAGACAGCGUGUGGUUACGGACUCUCGUCAUUUCAGAGUGCAUCAGAUCCAAGGCAUGCCGUAUGUCGGAUGCUCCGGUGACCUUGAGACCCGGGUGCCCGGUUACAGGACCAACAACGCCCUUGGAGGCAAGCGCACGCUGGACCCGGCCUCGAUCAACACGCCGUUGAUACUUCUUCUUUCGGCCAUUAAGGUCAUUGGACUGGUGCCCAAGACGGUGUCGAGAGUGAUACUCAAGACCUGGGAACCGGGGUUGCUGCCCAUGGCAGAAAGGCUCGUCAUUUCAUUGGCGCACUCCAACUAUGCACAGGAUGGCUUGAACGUGGCCGAAGGCGGCGGGCAAAGGGGCAAAGACAAGGCCUCAACUAUGCGGCAAGUGGAAUCUGAAGUAUUGUGUGUGCGGCCCUUUUUCAACACAAACAUGCAGCUUUCUCUUGCCGACCUUGAGCAGAGACGUGUGUUUCUGGACAACCUCGAGGCGAUUGACGGCGCGAGGGGGGAGAUUUUGAAGCUGUCUCGUGAAUAUGACAUGCACAAGCUUACGCUGGACAGACUGCUGAAGCAGUGGGAGACCGAGCUGAAGAAGGUCAUGAAGAGCAAGACGGACAGCUUGCGAUUGCAGCACACUGCGGUCACUGCCGAAGAGCUUCAAUGGCAGAGGCUCGACGAUAUCACAAUGAGGGUGUGUCUACGCCUCGGGAUAGAAGACGACGAAGACGAAGAAGACGAGGGUGAGGGUGAAGGGGUCAUAGUCCUGGACUAG